Messenger RNA from Hydractinia symbiolongicarpus, 1058 nucleotides. RefSeq names its product histone chaperone asf1-like. Bases 148 to 609 code for a protein of 153 amino acids. The record is from RefSeq and is a predicted model, not a curated record. The transcript is spliced from 4 exons. NCBI's taxonomy places the organism in Eukaryota, Metazoa, Cnidaria, Hydrozoa, Anthoathecata, Hydractiniidae. Gene Ontology annotation, cellular component: nucleus. Gene Ontology annotation, biological process: DNA replication-dependent chromatin assembly. Gene Ontology annotation, molecular function: histone binding.
UCUUUCCCGCGCGCGGUUGAUCACAACACAACAACAAGCAAGAGCAGAACAGGAAUCAUUUCUUGACAUUUUAUUUUACAACUUUAUUAUAGUAUUGGAAUGAAUUUAGGAAAAUAUAAGUUUUAGUUAAAAAUAAAUAAACAUAAUAUGGCGCGAGUUCGAGUCACAAAUGUUGUUGUUUUGAACAACCCUUGCAAGUUCUUUGAUCCGUUUCAAUUUCAAAUCACAUUCGAAUGCAUGGAACUUUCACACGACUUAGAAUGGAAGUUGAUUUAUGUUGGGUCUGCUGAAAAUUCCGAAUGUGAUCAAGUAUUAGAUACUGUUCUUGUUGGAGAUAUUCAACCAGGGAAACACAUGUUUGUAUUUCAAGCAGAACCACCAAAACCUGAGUUGAUUCCUUCUUCAGAUGUCGUUGGAGUGACAGUUAUUUUAUUGACUUGUUCAUACAAAGGUGCUGAAUUUAUUCGUGUUGGUUAUUAUGUAAAUACAGAUUAUGGUGAUCCAGAAAUGAGGGAGAAUCCACCGCAACAGGUUAUAUUAGAACAGCUUCAUCGAAACAUAUUAGCAAGUCAACCAAGGGUGACGAAAUUUCCAGUACAAUGGGAUUAACUGUGCUGUAUUGGACGGCUACCAUACUGUAUUGGUCGAUAUGCUAAUCUGGUGAUGAAGAUUGGGAGAGAAAAAUUCCGAUUAAAAGACAUGUAUGUUUUAGGACAGGUUUUAAUGUCUUUUAAAUGUAUUUUUGUAUUAAUACUUGCAUAUUCCUCAAUAUAGUGAACUGCUAAAUUGUAUGAACGCUUAAUUUAAACACGUUUGCAAUAAUAAAGCUUCAUUCUGAGUGUUGACAGCCCGUCGCUAACAAAUUCAGUAAAACGCAAUCUAACUUUUCUUGCUUUUAGUGACCUGAUUAAAGGUAAACUUUUCAUGUUAAUUCGAUUGACAGUUCUGUUUUAUAACAGCAUAACAAGAAAUGUAUAUUGUUUCUAACAGAUUUUACUGUGCCACUGUUUCAGUUGUAAAUAAUAUAAAAAUGUUAGAAAAAGAAUUGUAUUUAUAAA